AUGUCUCUUUGGAUGCAGGACGAGCCGGCGUCGUCGGGCGAUAGCGGUGACGAGAGUGGGAGUGAACCAGACUCGCCUUGCGACAAGAAAGCCCACCAGCAGGAAUGGGCGUGCAACGACAGCGCUGAGCGCAGCAGUAACAGCCUUCUCAGGGAGACUCCAAACGACAACGUGCCAUCUACAUCGACGAUCAACCAGGAACCGGAGAGCAGUAAAUCAAGCCAACCCUCGCUGCCCAAAGUCUUGCCGAAGAUAAAUCUGCCGGGCGGAGCGAUGCUGUACCACUCGGGCGUCCUGGCAGGCGUCGGCUUAGACGGCCUGGGCGCUAACCUCGGCCUGGGCAACUUGGCUAUGGGCUACCCCCACAGCUUCAUAUUAGGUCUCGCGAAUCAAGGUCAAGAAGGUGCGUCAUCGUCGAACCAGCCACAGUUCAUCACCAUUCCGCUGUCGAUGGCGAUGGCGGCCGCCGGCAACCCGGUCGCCAACGGCUGCCCCGUCUCCGCUUCCAGCGACGACAGCUGCGAGCUCCAGGACCUGAGCACAGGCGACAGGAAG
Messenger RNA from Iphiclides podalirius (scarce swallowtail), 555 nucleotides. Lineage: Eukaryota; Metazoa; Arthropoda; Insecta; Lepidoptera; Papilionidae. The record is from the annotation of a GenBank genome assembly.